Molecule: messenger RNA, 1203 nt
Organism: Hydractinia symbiolongicarpus
Lineage: Eukaryota; Metazoa; Cnidaria; Hydrozoa; Anthoathecata; Hydractiniidae
Exons: 4
Coding region: 1-1203 (400 amino acids)
Source: RefSeq, a predicted model, not a curated record
AUGUUGUUUAACUUUAAGGAAGUCUCGGAAAAUGAAGUCUCUAAACUUUUCGGGGAUCUAAAAGUAGGUGUGGCAUCUGGAGAGGACAAGAUAACGGCUAAAAUGGUGAAGUUAGCAAAACCUUAUUUGAUAAAACCCUUAACAAUGCCAUUAACAACAGUAAUUGUCUUUCUGUUUUUCCGAGGAGAGCCAAACGCGCUACUAUUAUUGGAAGAAUGGAAACAAAAAUUAGAUAAAGAUUACGUAGUUGGUGCAGUUUUAAUGGAUCUAUCUAAAGCUUUUGAUUGCGUGCCUCAUGAUUUACUUAUUGCUAAAUUAAAUGCCUAUGGCUUUAGCCAGGAUGCCCUACUUCUAAUUUUAUCGUACCUUUCUGACAGAGAGCAAUCUACCCGCAUAAAUAAUCAGCAUAAAUGUGAAUCUAAUAUAGCACUAGUGUGGUUGAAAAAUAACAAAAUGAUGGCGAAUCCAAAAACAUUUCAAUCAAUCAUUGUCACCAGAGAUAAAUGUAACAAUUGUGAUUUAGUGGUAAAAAUUGGUGACAAGUUAAUUAAAACAGAAAGCGAAGUUAAAUUACUAGGAGUGACCAUUGAUAAUGGCUUGAAUUUCGACUCUCACAUUUCUAAACUUAUCAAAAAAUCAUCAGCACAAUUGAAUGCACUGUUUAGACUUAGCACGUUUUUAUCUCACAAAGCCAAAUUAGCGCUGGUACAAAGUUUUAUAUACUCUAACUUUAAUUAUUGCCCUUUAGUAUGGAAUUUCUCUUCAUAUAAAUCUUUGUUGAGAAUUGAACAAAUUCAGAAGAGAGCUUUACGUUUCUUAUUAAAUGAUAAUGAUAGUACUUACGACGAACUCCUUUUGAAAGCAGGAAAAUACCAAAUGAGCGUCUAUAGACUUAAAACAUUAUGUACAGAAAUAUAUAAGACUUUGCACGAACUCAAUCCGACAUACAUUAAAGAUAUCUUUAAAUUGCAUGGGAGUGGUAGACCAGUGAGAUCACAAAAUGUUAAUAAUUUAACAGUCCCAAAUAUAGAUACCGUUAGUUUUGGAACAAAAAGUCUCUCUUCCCUGGGGUCAAAAAUAUGGAAUAAAUUACCCAACCACUCGAAAUCCUCAGAGUCUCUUAGUACUUUUAAAAAUGCGAUCAAAAGUUGGAAUGGAAGUAAAUGUUUUUGUGAGUCGGUUUUGAUUAUCACUACUUUUUAG